This is a messenger RNA of Limulus polyphemus (Atlantic horseshoe crab), 688 nucleotides long. RefSeq names its product C-factor-like. Bases 48 to 380 code for a protein of 110 amino acids. The transcript is spliced from 2 exons. NCBI's taxonomy places the organism in Eukaryota, Metazoa, Arthropoda, Merostomata, Xiphosura, Limulidae. The record is from RefSeq and is a predicted model, not a curated record.
UUUACCCACUUCUUAAAACUGCAGCAAGUAAAGUGCCUGGUGAAGGGAUGUCAUGUUCCCGAGCAGCUGUUAUCAACAUUUCAUCUAGUUUAGGCUCAUUAGAGACCACAAGCACUGAAACUAAAAUUCCUGUUUUAUCCUACAAAGCCAGCAAGGCAGCACUGAACAUGUUGAUGAGAGGGGUAGCAACGAGCGUGGAGAAAGACCACAUUCUAGUAGUGAUGUUGUGUCCAGGUUGGGUCCAGACAAAUAUUGGUGGUCCACAUGCUUCACUCCAUGUCACUGAAAGUGUUGAAUCUUUAAUAAAACUUAUGGCAACCUUAAGCAAUAGUCAUCAUGGAAGAUUCUUUAACCAAACAGGUGUUGUUGUACCGUGGUAGACUACAUAAAAGGUUGUACUUAAAUUUCCUAUUGAAAACUGAGUUAGAGAAAAAUUAACGUAUAUAUUUUACAAAACAAUACUUGAUAAGUACUCACAAGCUUAGAAAUGUUAAAGAAGUGUAUGUAUAAUUUUUAAUCAUAUGACUAACUAAACAACUUGUUUCUUUAUAGUAAUAAACAUCCUUUAAAAAUAAAAAACCUUAAAUUAGUGUAAAUUAAUUCAAUCAAGAUCUUAGUAGACAUUAAUUUAUUUUUAAGAAUUUUGUAUAAUUAAUGGUAAGGUAAAAAUUAAAAUCAUUUUGUUCAU